Messenger RNA from Drosophila ficusphila, 567 nucleotides. RefSeq lists its product as uncharacterized. Lineage: Eukaryota; Metazoa; Arthropoda; Insecta; Diptera; Drosophilidae. The record is from RefSeq and is a predicted model, not a curated record. The coding region runs from base 9 to 533 and encodes 174 amino acids. The transcript is spliced from 2 exons.
UUAGGAAAAUGUGUUUCCGGAGGCUUAACGCAUUUUUGUUCCUGUGGACUUUCUCAGUGAGCUGGGGAGUUAAUUUAGAAAGCCGAGUGGAGUCGUUUAAUACGUUAGAGGGAUUAGAAGAAACGCUAUUCAUCUUUAACUUCCGACUUUUGGGUAGAGAUCGGUUGUUAAAUGGAACUUUUGUUCACUUGGUCGACCUUGACGACUCCUUCGAAAUUUGGCUUAAUAUUCAGAAAUUUAAGAAUGGAAGAUGGAUACAAGGAAAUAUUAAUGUGAAAACCACGGCUUGCGAUUGGUUCACAAACUUCUUUGGUAAAUAUUUCUUGCCGCUGGUGAAGGACUCAAAUGUUCCACCUGCCAAUGAGUUGUGCCCUUUUCGAAAGGGUGAAUAUUAUUUGAAGAACGUGGUUAUUGAUCCGCGGAAUUGGCCUCCAAUUUUACCUCGAGGCUUAAGCCAAUUCAAUGUUUCUUAUGUACGAAAUGGCAAAAGUUAUGGUGGUUUUCAGUUUGUCAUUGAUAUUGAAGAGGAAUAGGAGUGUUGGGAAUCAGAUAUCAUGAUUUAUUAAA